UUUCGUCUCUUUCCCCCUCCCUGUUUAGCGGAGCCGGGAAAGGAGAAAGUAGAGGGAGACCCCCGCUGGGCUGGGCGCUUUCGGGUGCCGCGCUCGGGCGAGUGGUAGCCGCCGGAGGGAGGGCCCUUCGAGGGAGCUGUUGCUUUCCCAGCCGCCGCCGCCGCCGCCGCCUUUUCCUCUGCCUCCUCCUCGGUGAAGCUCCCUCUCUCUGUCCCCGCCCGGGACUGAGUCCAUUGGCUACAAAAUGGCGGACGGGGAGCUGAAUGUGGAUAGUCUUAUCACCAGGCUGCUAGAAGUGCGAGGAUGUCGUCCUGGCAAGAUUGUGCAGAUGACAGAAGCUGAAGUUCGGGGCUUGUGUAUAAAAUCACGAGAAAUCUUCCUUAGCCAGCCCAUUCUCCUGGAACUAGAGGCACCGCUGAAGAUCUGUGGUGACAUUCACGGCCAAUAUACAGAUUUACUUCGAUUGUUUGAGUAUGGGGGAUUUCCACCUGAAGCCAACUAUCUUUUUCUGGGGGAUUAUGUGGACAGAGGCAAACAGUCCUUGGAAACCAUCUGCUUAUUACUUGCAUAUAAAAUCAAAUAUCCAGAGAAUUUUUUCCUCCUGAGAGGAAACCAUGAGUGUGCUAGUAUUAAUCGCAUCUAUGGAUUCUAUGAUGAAUGUAAACGGCGAUUUAAUAUCAAGCUCUGGAAGACAUUUACAGACUGCUUUAAUUGUCUGCCAAUUGCAGCCAUUGUAGAUGAAAAGAUAUUUUGCUGUCAUGGAGGACUAUCGCCAGAUCUCCAAUCAAUGGAACAGAUCAGAAGAAUUAUGAGACCCACAGAUGUUCCUGACACAGGCUUGCUCUGUGAUCUGCUAUGGUCUGAUCCGGACAAGGAUGUGCAAGGUUGGGGUGAAAAUGACCGUGGAGUCUCUUUCACUUUUGGAGCUGAUGUGGUCAGCAAAUUCUUGAACCGUCAUGAUUUGGAUUUGAUUUGUCGAGCUCAUCAGGUGGUUGAAGAUGGCUAUGAAUUCUUUGCUAAACGACAGUUGGUAACCCUGUUUUCUGCUCCGAAUUACUGUGGAGAGUUUGACAACGCUGGUGGCAUGAUGAGUGUGGAUGAAACUCUGAUGUGUUCUUUUCAGAUUCUGAAACCGUCUGAAAAGAAAGCAAAGUACCAAUAUGGUGGACUGAAUUCUGGCCGUCCAGUCACUCCACCUCGCACAGCUAAUCCUCCAAAGAAGAGGUGAAGAAAGGAACACAGUAGAAAAACCAUCAGAUCUAUUAAGGACAAAACUCCAUAUAUACAGUAUAUAAUAAGUGUGCACUGUAAAACCAUCCAGCCAUUUGACACCCUUUAUGAUGUCACAUCUUUAACUUAAAGAGACGGGUAAAGGAUCUUUAAUAUUUUCUAGUUGACAGAUGUGCAACACUGUAUUGUAACAAGUAUACUCCAAGUUCUAAUAACCAACAUAGAGUAAAAUCAGAUCUAAACAAAUUAUUUUGGUUGCAUAUUCACAUCACCGUUUAAAAGUUGACCAACAUCCCAAUUUAGGCUUGAUGUAAUAGUUAAUUCAGAUGAGAGCAUGAUGUUUCAUUUGUGUAAUGUGGUCUUACUGUUGCUUGAGUGCUUUUAUUUCUAUUAUUUUGUAGCUAGAAUGAUGGCAAAGUAUCUAGUCAUGUUCCUUGGCUGAAAAUGAAUUGUGAAGGGGUUUGAGGGGAGCAGCUACUGCUGUUCUCUCUCUUCCCAAUAAUCUUGCUGACUAAUUGUGUGCCCCUCUAAUAGGAGUAUAGUGUCUAAAGACAAACAAAGCUCAAGCUAGUGAGUAAUACUCCGUUUCCAGAUAGCCCAGCAGUCAAUGUUUCCCAUGAGACCGAGAACUCCUUGCUUUUUAUCUUAGAUUGCCACAGAUUGAAUUGUGCACUGCACCAUUUUAAACUAACAUUACACUCACAAUAGCACUUCAUUUAAUUAAAAUAGGGCAAGAAUGGUAUUAUUAGUUGGUAACUUGAUUAUGUGGUACCUUGCAUUAGAUUUUAUUAGCAUGAAACACCUUUUGGCAUGCUUAGCUUCCUGGUAAUGCCAUACUUGCAUUUAAAGUGCAUUCUGCAUCGCUCACCCAAACAUGAAGAUCCUUCCCUGAGAAGUCUUGAAAAGUUAGCCCUUGUCUCCUCCCUCCACCCCACCCCCUGGCCAGUGCUUCAGGAGGGUUAUUUAAAUGAAUGUUGAUAAGUGAGCAGUAGGUUAACUAUGGCUGGUGGUGGCUGGACUGUCUAAUAUUGCCAUGUGAAUGUUCUACAUGAUUGUAAGGCUUAUGUCACUAAAGAUUAUAUCCUCCAGGUUUUCAUGAUCAAAGUUCAUAUACUAUUGUAGAAACUUCUGCUUUGUAGUUCUAGUAGCAAUAAUUUCUGUACAUGAUUAGGAGUUGAUGCAGUAUUUCUUUUCCUGUUUUCCUUAAAGGGUUCAUAUUGACAAAUGGCAAAGUGUAAAGAUAUGUGCAACAUUUGUAAGAGGAUAAAAAUGGAAAGGCAGAGAUUUCAUUGGAUAAAAAUUCAAAUUUUUAUUGAAUACUAUUAAAUUUAUAACUUUCUUUACAAGGGAAGCUUCCAAUUUAUACCAUUCUAAAUGUGCAACAAUAAAUGUAAAACUCUUUAAUAUUGUCUUUGCAAAUGUUAAAUUGAGGGUUCUAUUAACUUGCAUUUUAUGAAAUGGCACGUAUUAUGCAAGAUUUCUGGCAAAGUGAGGAUUUCUUUUGAAGUUAAGUCUCUUUUCUAAUUCCAUUUUGUUUUAAACACAUAUUAAAUGUAGUUUUUUCAUUUAGUAAAGUUGUUUAAUUGAUUUGAAGUCUUGACUGGUUAUUCCAAACUUUGUUCAUGAAACCAUUUGCCUUUGAUGGCGUACAAUAGGUGCCAUGUGGACAAACACUUAAUCUUAACACAAAUAUAAAUGCUCAUGAAUGGACAGCCCUGUGAUCCUGUUCUGAAAUAAUAGAUCCCAGUUAUGUAUUAGAAUAAAUGUGCAAUGCCAAGCAGCUGACAAAAUGUUACCUGAAGAUUAAUGACUGACCAUCAGUUGUUUCCCUGGUAAUAUUCCCAUCUGACUGCAAAAGCGAGAGUUUCCUGAGCCAUUACUAUAUGAAAAAAGAAUACGCAGAUGCCCACAUGAGCGUGACAAGGUGGAGGCAGUGCUUUUCCAUAACCAGCAUUUUUAUGUAAAAUGGGUGAUAAUUUUGUUUUGUCUUUUUUACACUAUAGGAAUACUCAUUUCAGAGAACGUAUGGAAGCCCCAAAUAUGUUUAAAGUCAAUAGUUUAAUGUCUACAACUGGCUUUAAUAUUCUUCUGGGAAAUGGCUGUUACUACGCUGUGCAUGUAAAGCCUCUUGAAAGACAGCUUUACUUUUGGGUCAGCUGUAAUUGGUAUUCUUGCCACUGCCUCACAUGUCACUUAUUAAUGUCUAAUAAUAUAUCUUGCAGUUUUAAUAUCAGUAAAACCAAUGAAUGGCUAAAACACCCACUUGUGAUCUUUAUCCUGUAAAUAACAUUACUGGAAGCAUAUUUUUUGAAACUACAUAAAGACAGUUCAUGAUCAGCUUUUAGAUUUUGUCCAUGAAUACAAAUACUGCCCCUUGCUUAUAGAUGUUCAGAGUUUGGUUUAAAAGGUCAAGUGAGAUGUGUCAUUUUCUUGGCUUUGCAGUUUGCUUUAAAUAUUUGGCCAUGGGUCUUUAUCCUUUCUGUGUAACCAGGAUAGAAGUAGUGAUAUAUUGAGCAUGAUUCUAAAUAUUACUUUACUAUCUGUUCUUUCCCCCUUUUCUUCUUGAAUAAAAGGAAACAAAAUCCUCUUACUGCCCCCAUAAAGCUUGUGGUGUCACUUUUCAGUAGCAUUCUCCCACACUUUACUGGUGAGUAACCUCUACUUGCUGGGGGGAGGCUUUAGUUCCUACCAUUGUUCCAUCAAAAUGUGUCAUGUAAGCAGUUUGCUUAAAGACUAUCUUGUGCAAUGAGGAUGGUCUGCUGGAUUCUUAAAUAAAAUUAGUUCACAGGAUAGUUUUUGAACAAUUUGUACAAAAGACCUGUUUUGUUUUGUUUUCACAUGUGUGAAUGCACAGAAAUCGUUUGAAACCCAUAUUGUGGAUGCAGAACAUCACGUCUGAGCUGGCUAUGUCUUGCCAGAUUGGAAGAAUAUUGAGUUUUAGGAAUAAAUAUUACUAAACCUCUUAA
Molecule: messenger RNA, 4196 nt
Organism: Elgaria multicarinata webbii
Lineage: Eukaryota; Metazoa; Chordata; Lepidosauria; Squamata; Anguidae
Gene: PPP1CB
Product: protein phosphatase 1 catalytic subunit beta
Exons: 8
Coding region: 245-1228 (327 amino acids)
Biological process (GO): circadian regulation of gene expression; regulation of circadian rhythm
Cellular component (GO): cytoplasm; nucleus
Molecular function (GO): protein serine/threonine phosphatase activity
Source: RefSeq, a predicted model, not a curated record